Molecule: messenger RNA, 1991 nt
Organism: Nanorana parkeri
Lineage: Eukaryota; Metazoa; Chordata; Amphibia; Anura; Dicroglossidae
Product: cholesterol 24-hydroxylase-like
Exons: 18
Coding region: 1-1986 (661 amino acids)
Biological process (GO): cholesterol catabolic process
Molecular function (GO): iron ion binding; cholesterol 24-hydroxylase activity; heme binding
Source: RefSeq, a predicted model, not a curated record
AUGCAAGUGUCUGAUCUUCUGGCAAUGUAUCCAGAGGAUGGAAGGCUCCAGAUGACUUGUAUCAGAAGGUCAAGUAAUGAUUACACCUCCACGGCGAGGUGCACCUUUGAGAUGGGCUGUGCAGGCCGCCUGCUCCGCUGCCCUGGUGCUCUCAAUCCGGCCGGAUAUCCCCAGUCACUGGCUUCCGGUGCUGGGACUGAGGCGGAGGACUCGGGGGUGGGAGGAGCCGGGACCCCCGGCGCCCGCCACAGCCAGGGAGGGGCCUGCUUCCGAGUGACUCUGAAUGAGCCGGGUGCUGGCUCCGCCCACCCGUGCUUGCGUCCUCGAACUGGCUUAGCCGGGCGCGUGCGCAGAGCCGGCGCGCCCCCGCCCACGUUUCAAAAAGCAGCGUCACGUGAAGAAGACGGCUCGUGGGGCCUGGGAAAGACAUCUGUGGCUGGUAACGCCACUACUUCAGACAUUAUGGAUUUUCGUUAUCUCAUUUCUUCAACUUUUCUGCUCAUUGUUGCCAUCAUUGGCGUCUGUUUCCUCCUGUACUGUGGAUACAUCUACUAUAUUCACAGGAAGUAUGACCACAUUCCCGGACCCCCCAGGGACAGUUUCCUCUUUGGACAUACACCGUCAAUCCUCAAGCUUUUGGAAAACAAUGGCCUAGUACAUGAUCUGUUUCUGGACUGGGCACAGACGUAUGGUCCCGUGGUGCGUAUUAACAUAUUACACGAUGUGAAAAUUCUACUAUCAAGCCCAGAGUCGGUAAAGGCAAUUCUUAUGUCCUCCAAGUACAAGAAGGAUGCAGAAUAUAACCGCGCUUGUUAUCUGUUUGGUGAAAGGUUUAUGGGAAAUGGUCUUGUGACAGACCAAGACAACCAGCGCUGGGAAAAACAGAGGCGGAUUAUUGAACCAGCAUUUAGCAAACACUAUCUGAUGGGACUAAUGGGGCCCUUCAAUGAGAAAGCCGAGGAGCUGGUGGACAGACUUGCAGAGAAAGCCGAUGGAAAGUGUCAGGUUGAAAUGCAUGAUGUACUGAGCAGAGUCACACUGGAUGGCCUUGCCAAGGCAGCUUUUGGAUUGGAGCUGAAAUCCCUGGAGGAUGAAUACAGCCCAUUUCCACAGGCCAUCUCUCUGGCUAUGAAGGGUCUGACGGAAUCCAUGAAUCCACUUGCAAAGUAUAUUCCAUGGAAGCAGACACUUAUUGGGGAGAUCCAAAGAAGUGUCAGGCUGCUGCGUGACACGGGCAAAGAAUGUAUUAAAAAUAGACAGAAGGCACAAAACCAGCAGGAGGAGACUCCGGAGGAUGUCCUGGCACAAAUGCUUCGCACAGCAGAUUUGGAAAAUGACGGGGGUCUGGAGAGUUUAGUGGAUAAUGUUGUCACCCUGAUCAUUGGAGGGCAAGAAACAACCGCCAAUCUGCUCUCCUUUGCGGUAAUGGAACUAGCCCAAAAGCCCGAGAUCCUGAAAAAGGCCCAGGCUGAAGCAGAUGAAGUUAUUGGUUUAAAAACUGACAUUACAUAUGAAGAUCUUGAAAAACUGGAAUAUUUAUCACAGGUUCUAAAGGAGACUUUGAGAUUAUACUCACCAGCUCCUGGAACAUCACGGCUGGUGGAGGAAGAGAUAGUCCUUCAUGGUGUAAAGAUUCCCCCUGACGUCACUGUAAUGUUCAAUUCAUACGUCAUGGGAAGGAUGGAGCGUUUUUUCCAGGACCCCCUUGUCUUCAACCCAGAUCGGUUCCACCCUGAUGCAGCCGAGCCGUACUUCUCAUAUUUUCCAUUUUCUCUGGGGCCUCGGGCCUGUGUUGGAAAAGUGUUUGCACAGAUAAAGAUGAAGGUGAUACUGGCCAAACUUGUGCUCAAGUUUAAUUUUCAUUUAGUAGAAGGACAGACAUGUAAACUAACAGGUACAGGAAUGCUGCAGCCCCUGGAUGGGGUGUUCUGCAAACUGAGACUCCGCACAAGGCAACGCAGAUCUCUGACAAGACGCACAAUGUGACAGCC